UCAGGGAUCAAUCACCACUUCAACCAUCAUCGUCGCAUCUCUUAACAUAAUAAGACGCAUUAACUGCCCGACUGCUUCUCCGCGCCAACAUCGCCAGCCAUUCGCCGCAUCUCCAUUCCCAUCCCUCCAAACACACAAACACACAGUCAACAGACGCAAUGGCGCAAACACCCCAGCAAAGGCGAGCGAACCUUAAGUUCCAGAAGGACCAGGAGGCCCGUCGUGGAAAAUCCGAGGACCAAAUCAAGAAGCGCGUAGAAAAGGCGCCCAAGUCCCCUGUCUCAAUGUUUUGGCUCGUUGUCCUCGGCUUUGUCGUAUUCGGCGGUCUCGUUUUCGAAGUUCUUUCGCGUCUAUUCCUCAACUAAGCACGGGGAUACUACCGUGGUCAUCGCAAAAUGAUCACCAUCCUUUCCAACCCACCGAUAUUAGACAGGCUGUCUAUAACUACGGUUGCUUAGCAGUACGGAGGAAUGAAACGAGCUGUCGAGGGCUGAAGAAAUACACUGCCCCUGACGCCGAUCAGGAUUGGCCAAUAAACCCGAAGAGCAUGGGGGAAGCUGUCACGAUGACAUCCGCAUAAGCAAUAUGGGAGCAGGAGAAUGCAAGAGGAGGAAGGGACAGAAGGGAAAUCUUUUGAGCGCUUGGUUUGAGCGAAAGCGCAUGUAACAGACACACACACACACACACACACACAUAUAUAUAUAUACCACGGGUAAUACGGGCAAUGAAAAAGGAGCCAGGGAACUGAUUUGGAGGUCAUGGAAACAGAACAAAGGGCAUUCUUUCCCCCAUUUUCUGCUAGCAGCAAUUAGCUUGAACUCUUCAAAGCCAAACAUUGUUGCAAACCAACAACUGCA
Messenger RNA from Neurospora tetrasperma FGSC 2508, 857 nucleotides. RefSeq lists its product as uncharacterized. The coding region runs from base 159 to 365 and encodes 68 amino acids. NCBI's taxonomy places the organism in Eukaryota, Fungi, Ascomycota, Sordariomycetes, Sordariales, Sordariaceae. The transcript has 3 exons. The record is from RefSeq and is a predicted model, not a curated record. Gene Ontology annotation, cellular component: endoplasmic reticulum.